GCUUUAGUUGAUGUUUGAAGUUAUUUCCCUUGCAGUGGUACCCACUGAAUUUUAUAAUCGGGUGCUCAUUCCUGAUUUUCCUUUUAAUGGCCAGAUUUAUUGGCAGAAGAAACAAAAAGCUUUUCUGGUUGGCUCCGAUUGCUCCUCUUAUAUCAUUUGUAUUAUCUACUUUUAUUGUGUAUAUUUCAAGAGCUGAUGAGAAAGGGGUGAAUAUAAUAAAGCAUGUAAAAAAAGGCCUGAAUCCAAGUUCCACUCACCAAUUACAAUUGCAUGGUCAACAUGUUGGAGAAACUGCUAAAAUUGGAUUGAUUUGUGCUGUCAUUGCUCUCACUGAAGCAAUUGCUGUUGGUCGAUCUUUUGCUUCCAUCAAGGGGUACCAUCUUGAUGGGAACAAAGAAAUGCUGGCCAUGGGGUGUAUGAACAUUGCAGGAUCCUUCACUUCUUGCUAUGUGGCAACCGGUUCAUUCUCAAGAACUGCAGUCAACUUCAGUGCUGGAUGUAAAACAUCAGUAUCAAACAUUGUAAUGGCAGUUACUGUGCUUCUGUGCCUGGAACUGUUUACAAAGCUCUUAUACUACACUCCUCUGGCCAUACUCGCUGCAAUAAUCCUCUCAGCACUUCCUGGAUUAAUUGACAUACCUGAAGCUUGCUAUAUCUGGAAGGUUGACAAAUUAGAUUUCCUCGCUUGCAUCGGUGCUUUCCUUGGAGUCUUGUUUGUAUCAGUAGAAAUUGGCCUUCUUAUUGCAGUGUCAAUUUCCUUUGCAAAGAUACUAAUAAAUUCUAUAAGACCUGGGAUAGAAGUUCUAGGUAGAAUUCCAAGAACAGAAGCCUACAACGAUGUUAGUCAAUUUCCCAUGGCCAUAAGCACUCCAGGCAUCUUGGUGAUUCGCAUAAGCUCUGGCUCACUCUGCUUUGCAAAUGCUAAUGUUGUCAUAGAAAGAAUAUUGAAAUGGGUCACUGAAGAAGAAGACAAGCUUAUUGAAGAAACUGCAAGGGGAAGUGUCAAAGCUGUGAUAAUUGAAAUGACCAACCUCAUGAAUGUUGAUACUUCCGGAAUUAUAGCGUUGGAGGAACUUCAUAAGAGUUUGCAUUCGCGUGGAGUUCAAUUGGCAAUAGUGAACCCGAGGUGGCUAGUAAUUCACAAGCUUAAACUGGCACACUUCGUGGAUAAAAUUGGAAAAGAAUGGAUUUUCCUUACUGUGGCUGAAGCCGUGGAUGGAUGUGUGUCUUCUAAAUUCGCUGACACGUGAUGUCACGUGUGAAGGCUAUGAUGAGUCGUUGACUCGUGUUGAACAACUCGUGUCGUUCGCACGCAGUGUGAAAUGGUUGAUGAUAUGCAAUAAUGUGGUUAAUCUUAUGUAUUAUAUAUAUGGUUACUAUGAUAAAAGAAAACUAAUCAGGUGGUAAAUUAUGACACUACUACAUCAAAAAGGAAUAGGUAUCGGUUCAUGAGCAGUAUAUUGAGUUUAUUUGAUCAACAUACUAUAUGGUUAAUCAUAUAUUAAAAU
This is a messenger RNA of Lotus japonicus, 1508 nucleotides long. RefSeq names its product low affinity sulfate transporter 3-like. Gene Ontology annotation, biological process: transmembrane transport. The coding region runs from base 87 to 1250 and encodes 387 amino acids. The record is from RefSeq and is a predicted model, not a curated record. Gene Ontology annotation, cellular component: membrane. Lineage: Eukaryota; Viridiplantae; Streptophyta; Magnoliopsida; Fabales; Fabaceae. The transcript is spliced from 8 exons.